Entrophospora sp. SA101 is the source of this 327-nucleotide messenger RNA. NCBI's taxonomy places the organism in Eukaryota, Fungi, Glomeromycota, Glomeromycetes, Entrophosporales, Entrophosporaceae. The record is from the annotation of a GenBank genome assembly.
AUGUCAGAGGCUAAUACAAGUGAUGACAAAACAUUGACAAGCAAUGAAGAAAUUUCAAAAUUAAAAGUAAAUGCAAAAGCCAAUCCACCACCUCAUGUGGAUUCUGUGAUCCUUAAUGAAUGGUCUUCAUAUGAUCCAUAUGUACCUAAGGAGGGCGCUGCUGGUGGACCACCUUCAAAAACUGCAGAAAUUCAAAAAAAAAUCGACGAGACAGUAGAAGUUAUGCGUGAUAACCUUAAAUCCGUUGCCGUAAGAGGAGAGAGAUUAGACACUUUACAAGAUAAAACCGGUAAAGAAAUUAUGUUGGAGAAUAAAGAAAAACUUUAA